Molecule: messenger RNA, 1704 nt
Organism: Dentiscutata erythropus
Lineage: Eukaryota; Fungi; Glomeromycota; Glomeromycetes; Diversisporales; Gigasporaceae
Source: the annotation of a GenBank genome assembly
AUGAUUCGCAAACUUACAAAUGUUUAUAAUUUUAGAGCAGAACAUGCUUAUCGUAAAUUAUUAUCUUUUCAUGCCAAUUCAUCGCCUCAAUUUUUCAUCGAGAUUCUUACUACUGCAUUAUUAGUAGAAUUAGAUUAUAAUACAUUUGAAGCUCGGUUGAAAGAGCAUGAAGAAAAAACUAUAAAAAUUAGUACCAGAAAAGGUGGUCCAAAAGGAUUAGUGAUUGCAGAACAUCUUUUUGACGAAAAGGAUUAUGAAGCUAACUCAAAAAGACCAAGAUUAGUCAUUCUUGGUUCAGGUUGGGGUGCUGUAUCCCUUAUCAAAGGAUUAGAUAAAAGCAAAUAUCAUGUCACUAUAGUCUCACCACAAAAUUAUUUCCUUUUCACACCUCUGCUCCCAUCGGCGACCGUUGGCACAUUAGAGCCUAGGAGUAUUAUUAAAGGAGUUGACGCUCAUUACAUAGAAGCUAAAGCUACAGAUGUUAUUUUUGAUGAAAAAUUAGUAGAGAUAACACCUGGGAAUGAUCCUAAUGCUUCUUUUUAUGUUCCAUAUGAUAAACUUGUAGUAGCUGUGGGUUCUGAGUCAAUUACUCAUGGAAUAGAAGGACUUGAAUAUUGUCACACCUUAAAAAGUAUAAAUGAUGCACGUAAAAUACGAAGUAAAAUCAUGGACAAUUUUGAAAAUGCUACUUUACCAACGACUUCACCAGAAGAAAGAAAGCGACUUUUAAGUUUUGUUGUCUGUGGUGGUGGGCCAACUGGUGUUGAAUUCGCCGCUGAGUUGUAUGAUUUUUUAACAGAGGAUGUUGUGAAAUAUUUUCCUACUGUUCUUAGGAAUGAAGUACAAGUUAACAUAAUUCAGAGUUCUGAUCAUAUAUUGAAUACUUAUGAUGCAAAGAUUAGUGAUUUUGCUGAGAGUGAAAAACAAGAAACGAAAAAACUUGAAUAUGGUUUAUGUUUAUGGUCUACCGGAAUUGCUAUGAAUCCUUUGACCAAGAUUAUAUCAGAUAAGUUACCGGAACAACAAAACAAACGUGCGCUCGUAACAGAUAAUAGAUUACGUCUUAAGGGUAUUCAAGAUUCUUCUGUGUACGCAAUUGGUGACUGUGCAACAAUCGAAAAUCCAAAUUUGGUUCGAGGGUUGAUGAAAUUCUUUACUGAUUGUGAUGCUGAUAAAAAUGGACAUUUAAGCUAUGAUGAAUUUGUUACGUUGGCAAAAAAAAUUGCCAAAAAAUAUCCACUUACUGUUAAUCAUUUGGCACAUGCUGAUAAGCUCUUUUAUCGCUAUGAUACUGAUAAAAGCGGUACACUUGAGCUUGAUGAGUUGCGUUGCAUGCUUGAAGAUAUCGAUAAAAAAGUCACUUCUUUACCUGCGACAGCGCAAGUGGCAAAUCAACAAGGUAAGUACCUUGGUAAGAAACUGAAUCGAAUAAUCUUAGCUACCGAAACAAGCAUCUUUCCAUCAUCAAUGGACUAUUCUGAGGAUUCGGAUAGUAGCAAUCCAGACAUUGAUGAUAAAUUAGCUCCAUUUGAGUAUGCACAUCUUGGAUCAUUGGCGUAUAUAGGAAAUGCGGCAGUGGCAGAUUUUGGAUUAGGAUGGACAUGGAUGGGAGGUUUGAGCGCUGUUUAUUUGUGGAGAAGUAUAUAUUUUAGUGAGCAAGUUAGUUUAAGGACUAGGGCACUUUUAGCUUUUGAUUGGACAAAG